Molecule: messenger RNA, 735 nt
Organism: Tetranychus urticae (two-spotted spider mite)
Lineage: Eukaryota; Metazoa; Arthropoda; Arachnida; Trombidiformes; Tetranychidae
Product: nucleolar protein 16
Biological process (GO): ribosomal large subunit biogenesis
Cellular component (GO): nucleolus
Source: RefSeq, a predicted model, not a curated record
ACAUGUGUGAAUGUUUUUGUCAUGUGGAUGUUAAAAAAUUGUAUUGAGUUUGUUUUCAAUUGUUUUCAAUUGUUGUUUUGUAAUUUAAUUUGAGUAUUUAACACUUCGUUGAUUAUGGGUAAAGCUUGUGGAGUUUCUAGACGGAGGAAGAAGAAUGCUCAUCCCAGAUUCAAACAUAAAUCAAAAUUGGCCAAAGCUAAGAAAAAGCUUAUCCUCAGACAGGCAGUUAAAGAUCCUCUUAUUCGGGAAGCCUGGGAUGUAAAUAAAAGUAAAUCAAAAAACAUGGCUAAUAUUGGUUUGGCUGACAAUCCUAAUAAAAUAAUUCAAAUUCCAAAGCCAUUUGAAGUUAUGUUUGGUCCGAAAACUGUUAAGGGUAAAGUUAAACACGUUGAACCUAAAAGAAAAGAUGUUCUCGAAAAAAUUGAGGAAAAAAGUAAAUAUAAAAAGCCAUUGACGUUCCAUUUUGGACCAGAACUUUGUCAAUUUUUAACCACCAUGAUGGCUAAACAUGGUGAAGACUAUAAGGCCAUGGAAAGAGAUCCAGAUAACCAUUAUUUACUUUCGGCUGGUUUACUGAAACGAAAGAUUAAGCAAUUCUUAACCAAUCCAAUAACAAGUGAAGCCUAUGACAACGCCGUACAAAGCCUGGAAAAUGAUAUAAUAUCUGUUGAAGAAGAUGCACAAAAAAAGCGAAAAAGAAGUCAAAAUGACGGAAAAUAAAAAUAUUUAAUUCUA